GGGCUCGCGGCUGCCGGCCCCGAGGGGUCCCCGUGUCCCCGGCCCGGGACAGGCGGCGAGCGGCCGGUGCAGCAUCUUCACCCUGGGCAGCGGGCGAACGGGCGGGAGGGAGCAGGUGACAGAUCCAGCCACCGGCUGUCCUGGGGGAGAGCCACCCCCUCGGCCUGGGAAGGGGAGCCCGGGGGGGUUGUCUCGUCCCUACGUGCAGGGAGGGUGCCGGGGGAUCCAUCCAGGCUCCUGCCGGUGGUGUCCGGGGAUGGGCUCAGCCUGACACGCGGGAGGUGAACCCCGGGAAACACCUCUGAACCCCAGGAAACACAUAUUCACUAUGGGGGGGAGGCUCCCCAGGGAUCCUGCAGCGUAUUCCCGUCCUUUGGGAUAUCCAAAAGCCGUCCUGGAGACACCCUGCUGUCGGUGCUCCAGCCUGGGUCUCUUCCACCUCAACCACGCUGUGAUUCUGCACUGAGUUUAUUUAGGGCAAAGAACGUACUGCUGUGUGAUUUUUUGCGGUGGCAUUAAGUGUUUGUGCUGUGCUGCACUGAGGUGCUCAGGCCCGAGUGGUUGCAGAGUCCUUGGGCUCAGGGUGUGGGCUGGCACGCUGGACCAGCCUCCCCUUGCCUCUCCCAGUUCACUGCUCCCUCUGUUCCAGUUGCCACGGCUGAACACAGCCUGUCUGAGAGGGCACCGGGCUGAUACGAGUGUGGUAGAGCCCAGGCAGUGGUGGGAGCAAUUCUUUCACAGCCGUGACUUGUAUCAGCAAGUGAUGGAAGAGAAGCAGAAGAGCAGUUGCAGGAUAAGCAGCCCCUGGAAAUGUGUAUUUGGGCAGUGGUGGCUGUGGUUUCUGCUCUGACCUGGAAUGCUGAGUCCUAGUGCUGCCCAUUGCUGCCUGGCAAAGUUCUUAUCUCAGUCUUCCAGUGUGGAUGUGACUCACUCUCUGCAGCUCUGGAACACAUUAUCUAGAUGAUGUCUGAGAGGUUUUAUGGUGUUACCUUGCUCUGCACCCUCUGAGCUUCCUGGGGCAGCUGCAUGGUGCUGCUGAGACUUUCCCAAAGGAAUGGGUGGUUGUGGUGGCCCCACACAGCCUGUCUGGGGUGGCCCAUGUAAAUCCACAGGGGCUCUGUGGACCACAAAGGUGGUCGUGGCUUUAUGGUGAUGUCAGCCCUGGGGGAAGCUGGAAUCUCACCUCUGGUGGUGGCACUAAGGAAUGGCUCCAGGAUAAAUUGUGUUUGAUUUUUAACUCUGUGCCCACCUUGGGUCUUAGUCCUUGUGUGCAGCUGCAGCAUUCCUGGGAUGGGAGCCAGCCCGUGGUGUAGGGGCUGAGUCAACUGCUGUUGUCAGUAUUGCUGCCCUGGGCAUUCAGAUACUGUGAGUCAGGUUCAAACCCCACGACUGUAAAAAUAGUACAGUGUGGGUUCUGUGUCCUCUGGUAUAAAAGCCUUCAGGGCUUACAUGUUUAAAAGGUUCUGGUUUUGGGUUUUUUUUUUGUUUUUCUUUUAGCAUGGGUAAAAACUUACUUUAGAAAAAGAUUGUAAGUUGAAAGAUCCAGAUAUAUCUUUCUCAUCAGUACAAAAGACUUCGACCUCAUGGCAGAGGUCAGACUUAAUAUCUUUUUACAGUGUAAUUAGGAUUAGCAUCAUGCUUUCUGUGUCCAGGGGCUGUGCUCUACGUGGCCAUGGAUCUAAUGAGGCAGAACUGUUCCUCAGUGUGAGAUGCAGCAGCAUGGAACGAGUUAAUACCUCGUGGUUAGAGUUGCUUUGUAUCAAGAUGGAAAUGACUAAGCACACUGCAUUCCUGAAGUGUUACUUAUUUUGAUAUAAAAUCUGCUGCUUUGGUACUGCCCAUGUCUGUCAGGCAUCAGCAUGGCAGAGUUGCUCAGAGGAGCUUCAUGUUUGUUCUGGAGCUGAACAGAAUGGGAGCAGCUGGGAGCUCUGGAAGGGGUCCCUGCGGUGCUGGAAGUGCCCUCAUCCCUCCAGGAACGAGCUGGCAGCUUCCCUAGACUGCAGAAGAACAGAAACUGUCUUUUAUUUGGCUACUAACACAGCAGGCUUGGUGACAAGCAGGUCUCUUGGGUGGUUUGGGACUGCACAGCUCUCAUAAAAGGAAAUUGCUUCAGAGCUGCACAGACUCGCCGAGUCGGUGAUUUGUGUGUUCCUGUGCCUUUUGUGGAGCAGGACAAGGUCGUGCGAGGAGGCAGCGCUGACGCCCGGGGGCUCUCCCACACCGCUGGGUGUGAGCAGGACACUGCAGGACCUGGCCAAGGCUGGAGAUGGGGUGUUUGUGAGCACAGUGGCACCUGCCAUGCACCCAACGAGCUCUGUGGACGGCACCUUCUCCCGCUCGGCCGUGCAGACCCUCUCCCGCAGCCACUGCCGCAACAUCAAGCAGAAGAUCUCCCAGUGGGAGGGGAGGACACGGGGCUGCCCCGGCAAGGAGAGGCAGCAGCCAAAGGACUUUGGGGUGAAGUAUGAUCCCAGCUGCAAUGCUGUAUCCAACGUGAAGCCAGAGCACACAGAGAAGGGCAGGUCCAAAGAUCCAAAGAGCCUGGGGUUGGACUUCAGGGAAGGUGCACGGACCUGCUUGCAGACUGGUGGCUGUGAUGGCCCAGCUUCCCAAGCCAAGGGGAAAGGACAGGGGCAAACAGGCUUCCUGGACCCAGGGGUGACACUGCCCCCAGGGAACUUCUAUACCUCACAAGCUCUGUGGAGGAGAGCAGAUCCCCCUCUGCCUGGCAAAGCCCCUCCUGUUCCCCUGGACCUUCAGAGGAAGCGAGGGGGCUCCGGCUCCACGGAAAAAGAACUGAAAAUCAAAGGAGUGGACUCUCUCUGCGGGGCAGAGAGGAGCUUGAAAAACAUUUACUCUGAGGUUGAGGGGCAAGAGGAGGAGCCAGCUCCUGUCCCACCACCCAAACCCUGUAGGACUUUCCGCUACCUGGCAGAAAAGGGUGCUGGUGGUUGUAGAGAUUCCAGUGCUACCAGGGAAGUUCCCCUGCAAAAGCAGUGUGGAAGGGACCUGGUGUCAUCCUCCAACAAUCCUGAGAAGAGAACGGACAGCAGGAGGAUCAGAGGGAGAGCCCAGAGGAAAUCCUUUGAGUUUGAGGACAUCCAGGGCUUCCGCAGCCGGAGGGCAGCCACCAGCUCCCACAGACCUCGGGAGGAGACAAAUGGCACCACAGGAUCCAGGCUGGUCUACGCACAGUCAGAGGACAACAUCUACGAGGACAUCAUCUGUCCUGCAAAAGAGAACCCUUAUGAAGAUAUUGGAGCACUGCCCUUACCCCUCUGGAAGGUCCCAUCUGUCUGGAAGCUGCCCCCUCCCCGGAGCAUCAGCAGGGCUCCCAAGCCUCCCCCAAAACCUGCCUUCCUCAGCCGCAAGUCUCUUGAGCUGAAGCCCUCCCAGCCAAGUUUCCAAGGGAGGGUGGUGAAGGACACCUCUCUGCCCGUCACCCUGUCUGAGUGGAAGCUGUUCCGAGCAGUGGAGGCUGCCAGCAGGAGAAAGAACUUGCCCUGGCUGGUACUGAAAAUCCAGGAGAUCUUUGAUUCCAAGCGUGGAAAGAAGAAGGUGAAGCUGCUCAGUCCUGCUGGGAGAGAAGCACCUCCAGUGAAAGGUGAAACCAGUGGGAAUGAAAGCGAUACGGAAAAUCAGCCAAAAAGUCACCACAGGUGCCCACGGCAGGUCCAGGCAGCCUCCAAGAGGAACCCGCACUACCAGACCUUGGAGAGGGAUCUCAUAGAGCUGCAGGAGCAGCGGCUGUUUGAGCUCUUUGUGGUGGUGUCCCUGCUCAGGAAGCCAUCUGAGGUGACCUACACACCACAGAUCAUCCAGCAGUUCCCCAGCAAGCCUGAACAUCCCUUCAGACAGUCAAAGGAUACUGAAGAGAGGCUAAAGGUCAUUCCCAGAUUCUGCUUUCCAGAUCCCAAAGACUGGUUUCCUGCAUCAGACCUUAAAAGUGAAACGUUCUCCUUCGUGCUGACGGGUGAGGACGGCAGCCGCUGGUUUGGGUACUGCAAGAAGCUCCUGCCAGAAGGGAAGGGGAAGCGCCUGCCCGAGGUUUAUUGCAUCGUGAGCCGCCUGGGCUGCUUCAACCUCUUCUCCAAGAUUUUGGAUGAAGUGGAGAAGAGGAGAGAGAUGUCCCCAGCCCUGGUGCACCCGUUCAUGCGCAGCGUGAUGGAGGCUCCGUUCCCUGCCCCGGGACGCACCAUCACCGUCAGGAGCUUCCUGCCUGGAGCAGGGGAUGAGGUGAUGGAGCUCUGCCGCCCCUUGGACUCUCGGCUCGAACACGUUGACUUCGAGUGCCUCUUCCAGUGUCUCAGUGUCCCCCACACCAUUCGGGUCUUUGCCUCUCUCCUGCUGGAAAGGAGGGUCAUCUUUGUGGCUGACAACUUAAGCACUCUGUCUAAGUGUGGCCACGCUGCUGUUGCAACACUUUACCCCUUCACCUGGCAGCACACCUACAUCCCAGUCCUGCCAGCCUCUAUGAUCGAUAUCGUGUGCUCUCCGACCCCAUUCCUUAUUGGCAUUCUCUCCUGCUCCUUACCACAGCUCCAGGACCUGCCCAUAGAAGAGGUUCUCAUUGUUGAUCUUUGUGCCGACAAGUUCUUGCAAGAGGUAUCAGAUGAGGAUGAGAUCCUGCCUCAUAAACUCCAGGCUGCACUUGUACAAGUCUUGGAAGAACGAAGUGAAAUCCUGUCACAUGGGCAGAGUGACACACAAGGGGACAUGACUCUGAACUCGCUGGUCUCUGAGGCUUUUGUGCAGUUCUUUGUGGAGAUUGUUGGGCACUACUCCCUGCACAUGAACGUCACGGAGAAGGGGGAGCGGGUGUUCCAGCGGGAGCCCUUCCGCAAAUCCCACGUGUCCCGCAACGUGCGCCACUUCCUGCACUUCUUCAUGGAAACACAGAUGUUUGCAGGGUUCAUCCAGGACCGGGAGCUGAGCAAGAACGUGGUCAAAGGCCUUUUUGAGGUCCGUGCCUUGGAGUAUUUGGAGAGUAUUCCAGAGACGGAACGAACUGGAAUGAACAAAAUCCUUCGCAGCCUUGGCAACAAGAUGAAAUUUCUCCAGAAGAAGUGACCGGGCGCUGCUGCGGGACAGCGGCGGGACCGGGGCGGGGGAGCCGCCGGGCCCUGCCCGGGGCCGGGCUCCCUGUGCGGGGCGGGGGCUCCGUGUGUGUGUGUUUGUGCAGGGUUAACAAUCAUCUCAUGGAUCGAGAUCCAACUGACGGAUCGAGAUCCAGCGCGUGGAUCAAUAACCAGCUCACGGAUCCAAA
Messenger RNA from Pseudopipra pipra, 5266 nucleotides. RefSeq names its product DENN domain containing 2C (gene DENND2C). NCBI's taxonomy places the organism in Eukaryota, Metazoa, Chordata, Aves, Passeriformes, Pipridae. The transcript has 19 exons. The record is from RefSeq and is a predicted model, not a curated record. The coding region runs from base 2299 to 5070 and encodes 923 amino acids.